This is a messenger RNA of Ilyonectria robusta, 2310 nucleotides long. RefSeq lists its product as uncharacterized. The transcript is spliced from 5 exons. Gene Ontology annotation, molecular function: protein binding. The coding region runs from base 1 to 2310 and encodes 769 amino acids. The record is from RefSeq and is a predicted model, not a curated record. Lineage: Eukaryota; Fungi; Ascomycota; Sordariomycetes; Hypocreales; Nectriaceae.
AUGAAAAGCCUCGAGCGCGCCGGAGACGAGUCUAUGGAAGAUGUCUUCCUCCAAGAUGAUCUUAGCCCGACCAUCGCAGAGCAUGCGGCACAAUGCCAGUCUCUUUUCCACAAGUACAUGAUCAUGCCGGAAAUCAUGCCAGACCCUACUAUCAUAGACGACCAGCUGGCACGCUUUUCUCUUCCCACAGCCGCGGAUAUCAUACAUCAGCUCCUGGAUAUUAUUUGCGAUACCUUGCUGUCUUUGAAGCCAAUCGACGACCGACCACCACAAGUUUCCAGCAGGAAGAGACAACGCAUUUCAGUACAUGGCAAUUCGGGAUUCACGAGGAGAGCCGACGACGACGCAAGCGAUUCAGAGAGCGAUAUCGAUCCAGCAGAAGAGAACAUUUUGAAGAUUACCGAGACAAUCGGCGGAACAUUGACGCGGCUCGUCCGUCUAUCCAACGCCGUUCGAAAGUCCGCCAAAGCCAACCGGGCUCGCAAGAUCGAAAGGUACAGAGACGACGAAGAGGCAAACAAGGCCAUAGACGAGUUGCGUCUCUACACCGAAUGCUAUAUUAAGUUCCGAUUCCCGGAGGCGCCGGAGGCGCUCCGCUCGGCAUUGGUCGAAGCCAACGCGCUGCGACUUCGACGGCCGUAUUAUCAGCGCUCCCAUCGAAGGCGCAUUGAUCUGAGUAUUCAGAGCCCGGAAACGACUCCGGCCGUUGUGCAUCUCCCCAAAACGACGGGGAGUGCGCCGGCUGUACGGUUUACGCCGAGCGCGCUGCCAAAGCCUGCGACGACGAACAAUAUGUCGGCCCCUUCGCCAGCGCCAGCAACGAAUGCGACUACUGCUCGACAAACUGCCGUUGCGGCCUUCUACGCCAAAUCCACAACCGAGGUUCCCCGGGCUAAAUCUGUUCUCGUGAACAACAAGUUGUCGUUCCCUUCCAUACCGCCGACGCAGCAGUGUCCAUACUGCGGCGUCAUUGUUGAGUUCAAGAACACUUCAAGGUUAUUGCUGUGGCAAAAUCAUGUCAUCGGAGACCUAGAGCCUUUUAUUUGUGCUUUUUCACACUGCCUAGAACGAGGUCACCACGACCACGGAACCGGUCCGCUCACAUUCGAAACGUCGAAAGCCUGGUCCAGCCACAUGCAGACUACUCACGGGCAUUCAUGGGAGUGCAGGGCCCCCUCUCACGAUCCAAUCGUCUUUGACCAAGAGAUCAAGUACCAGGAGCAUUCCAUCAAGGAGCCCGGCGUGCCUGAAGCGCACGCCGGGACCCUCAGCAACGCUGCACGGAGGCCAGUCCUCGAUAAGGUUCUGGAGUGUCCAUUUGGCGACGAUUUUCAACCCUCAGGAAAGGUCGAAUCCAGCACUGUCUUCUCGAGUGAAGCUCUUCAGUUACACGUCGCCGGUCAUAUGAAGGAAAUUGCUCUGCUUACACUGCAAAAACUUCCCAGCAAUGAUGACGAGAACGCGGAGAACGUCGACAGCGACCAACCGUUAGAAGACGAUGGGCCGGUCGGGGCUUUUGGAAUUACACGUGCAUCCAUGUACAGCGUACUGGACGACGAGCACCUGGAUUUCCAAGACGAUGACGCUGAGGCUGCAGAUGGCAAUGUGGGACACGGCGGAGAGGACAUUAGUGCACGGGUGUCAGUACUCGACCUAGAGGACAAAGACGACUUAGGGAUGACGAAGCUUCACCAUGCGGUGCAGGCCGGCGAUCUGGGCUUGGUUGAGUCCUUGAUCCAGAGCGGCGCAAGUGUAAAUUUUGGGGACGAAAAUGGCCAAACACCCCUACAUUACACUACGGGGAGGGGCUUCAUCGAGUGCAUGGAAGUCUUGGUCAAGCACGGUGCGGAUUUACAUAUCAUGGACAACUCUGGAUUUUCCCCGUUCCUCUGGGCUGUGGUUGCCGGGCAAGAAGGCGCCACUGCGGGACCGUUGUUCAUGGACGCUGAUGCCAAUUCAUCCAGCGCGGAUGGAAAGUCUGCGCUCUCUUGGGCAGCCAGUCUGGGAUGGUCUCCAAUUGCUAAACUGCUUGUUGAACACAGUGCCAGCAUAUCUGAUACCCGAAACACGCAGCAGACUCUGCCUUUAGAAGAAGCGGCAGCUUCUGGCAACCUUGCCACAGUUCGAUUGCUCCUCGAAUGUGGUGAGGAUCCGAACCGUCGCGAUCACGAUGGUUGGUCCGCGAUACAUUGGGCAGCAGAGGAGGGCCAUCUGGAGAUCGCGACCCGCUCAGGUCAACAUGCCACGGCUGGACUGCAUUACACCACGCCGCCUUCAUGGGGCACUCCCAUGUCGUCCAGGGCCUCUUAG